AUGCAAGGAACUCCAGAUUUGGAUGAACCAAAUGUUAAUAAUGCUUAACAGGCUUGGGGAAAAUUAAUAUCAUUGAAUGGAGGCAAAUUCAAUUCACAGGACUUGUAUGAUGAAGAAAUAACAAUUGGAAGAUUGGACACCAAUAAAAUAGUGAUUAAUGAGAGCAGAUUGUCUGGACUACAUUGUAAAAUUAAAUGGGACUCCGCUAAUAACUUGGCUUAGAUGUAAGAUUUAUCAACGAAUGGAACAUUUAUAGGAGAUUAAAAGAUAGGGAAAAACAAUGAAAUUAUAUUAAAGAAUGGGGAUGAGAUCUAUUUAUUACACAAAAGCAAAGUUCCCAUAACAGAUAUAAUUGGAUUCACAUUAGUCAUCAAAUCAGUGAAGGAAGUAAAAGUGGAGGUUUAAUUGGAUGAAUAACAACAGAAAAAAAUUCAAAUGCUUGAGGAUAUGUAAGAAGAUAUGCAUUGUCCAAUCUGUGAUGAUUUAAUAUUUUAAUGCGUUUCAUUGGUGCCAUGUCUACAUAACUUUUGUGGUGCUUGUUUUUCAGAUUGGAUGGCUAAAUCCAAAACUUGUCCAUCCUGUCGUAAAGAUGUUUAAUCUGUGAAUAAAAAUUCAAUGGUGAAUAAUGUUGUAGAGAGGUACCUCUUGAUGAAUCCUGAUAAAAAAAGACCAGCUGAAGAAUAUAAAGAAAUGGAGUCAAAGAAUAAAAUCAAAGGAGACGCAAUUGUUUUUAAUUCAUCUGAUCCAAUUCCCAUAGUUUAACCUGUUACCAAUGUAGCUCCAGCUAGAGGACGAGGUAGGCCAGCUGCACAAUAAUAAGCUCCUAUUGUCUAAUAAGAUAUUUAAACAGAAACACAUAAGUAGAAUCAUAUCAGUGAUUACUCAGCUGAAGAAGAUGAUGGUCCUGUUACAAAAGAUUGUGUCACAUGCAUUAGAAGUAUUAAUGGAUAUCAAUGUUAAAGAAGAAGUGUUCCACAUUUAAAUUGUGGUAAUUGUGCAUCCAAAAUGCCUAAAUUUGAUUUAAAUGAAAAAAGAUUGGUUUUUAGAUGUCAAUUAUGUGAAAAUUACUUUUGCACUCUCUAUAAUAAGAAUUGUUAAUAAUUGAGCAAGAAGAACCCGAAUGCUCGUAUUGAAAGACAUGCAGUUCCUGGGAAUGUAGAUGUUCAAUGUUUUAGAUAAAAUCAAUUUGAAUUGUAAGCAUUUCUGGAUUACAUGAAACAGAAAGGUUUGACAACACAGGAUAUCUUCAAAUAUAUGCUUGAUAAUCAUAUUAGCAAAGGGGGAUUCAAAUAUGUAGAAGGAAAGCGUACUCACAAAGAUCCAAAAAGAACAAUCGAUAUGCUCAUUCUCAAUGAAACUCCUGUUUGCAAUCAAUGCUUCACUUUAGUUUGGCAAUAGAUAGUUUUCAGAUACCGUAUUUCGAUUAGAGAUUAGAUGGCUGAUAAAAUUAAAAAUAGAGGAUAGUGUUGGUUUGGAAUUAAUUGCAAUACGAUGACUCAUAAUCCAUAACACGCUGAGAAGUUGGAUCAUAUUUGUGAAUAAACUAAAUUUUGA
Paramecium tetraurelia is the source of this 1554-nucleotide messenger RNA. RefSeq lists its product as uncharacterized. The record is from RefSeq and is a predicted model, not a curated record. Gene Ontology annotation, cellular component: nucleus. Gene Ontology annotation, biological process: protein ubiquitination; mitotic cell cycle checkpoint signaling; ubiquitin-dependent protein catabolic process. Gene Ontology annotation, molecular function: ubiquitin-protein transferase activity; protein binding. The transcript is spliced from 4 exons. NCBI's taxonomy places the organism in Eukaryota, Ciliophora, Oligohymenophorea, Peniculida, Parameciidae.